AGAGAGAGAGAGAGAGAAAGGGAGGGAGGGAGAGAGAGAGACCGUGUGAGUGAGUUUGGAGUUGGCUCGAGUGAAGCGAGCCUACCUUUGUGUGGGAAGGUAACGGCAACCACAAGAUGAGGUAGCCGCGUCAGCCACCUCUCACUUCACAAACCAAACCUUUUUAUCCUUUUCUUUUCUUCUGUCUUCUGCCUGUGGCUGUGGAUGUGGCUGUCCCUCUUCUUCAGAAAAACUUACUCUCCAUUUCUCUGCCGGACGGACACCUAUGGCUUUGGCAGCAACCAAGCUACUACCAUCUCACCUCCAUCCUCUUCCUUCCCCUAAAUCCUUCUCCACCGGAGACCUACCUCCGCCGUCAUGCCUCCCCGGACCUCGCACUCUCGUCAGGCCGCAGAGAUCGGUAACGGUGAGAGUCAAUGCGGAGCCGCUCCUCGCUCUCCAAUUGGACCACCACAACUCCGCCUUCUUCCUCGCUGACACCGUCGGCUACUCCAUGGCUAGCUACUACACUUCUCUCGGCCUCUUCGUCAUCUCCGUCCCUGGCUUGUGGUCACUCAUCAAGCGAUCCGUCAAAUCCAAGGUUGUGAAGAAGACAUUCGUCGCCGAAGGAGAAUCGAAGAAGGCGCCGAGCCAGAUCGCCGGAGAGAUCUUGUCAUUCUUCACUCGCAACAACUUCCAAGUCACGGACAGAGGCGAAACCAUAACAUUUGAAGGAGCGAUGGUGCCGAGUCGAGGCCAAGCGGCAUUGCUGACAUUCUGUACUUGCAUUAGCCUGGCCAGCGUCGCCCUCGUCCUCACCAUAACUUUUCCAGAUUUCGGCAACAACUGGUUCUGGAUUAGCAGCCUCAGUCCCCUAGCAGGAGCAUAUUACUGGGUGAAAGCAUCAAGAAGGGAGGAGAUAAAGGUCAAAAUGAUAGUUGCAGAAGGUGGAAAGCUUGCAGAGAUUAUUGUUCAAGGAGAUGACCAACAAGUAGAGCUUAUGAGAAAGGAGCUUCAGUUGAGUGAAAAAGGCAUGGUCUAUGUCAAAGGCAUUUUUGAGCAAUAAUCAUUCCUUGUUACCACUUCUCUACCUUUUUCUAGCAGUUCAAACUCAAUUAGUAAUCACUCCAACAUUCCUCUGGAAAGAAAGCAAACAAUUUUGGAACUUGUACAACAAUUUCCAAACACAUGAAUCAUACAGAUACGACAUCAAAAUUGAAUGUUAAUGUUCCCAGUUUCUCAA
Molecule: messenger RNA, 1222 nt
Organism: Momordica charantia (bitter melon)
Lineage: Eukaryota; Viridiplantae; Streptophyta; Magnoliopsida; Cucurbitales; Cucurbitaceae
Gene: CCB1
Product: cofactor assembly of complex C
Source: RefSeq, a predicted model, not a curated record